CAGGAGGAAGCAAAAAAUAUGUUGCACAACGUUGCGUCGUUGUCGAGAACAGUGAGCUGCUUCUGCCUUCUGGUGGCCUCCGCACAGGCUUUCCUCCUUCAAUUUAGCGCUAGCCCCUUUGGACGCACCAAGGCAUUGACGACCUGUGAUCUCAACCCUCGACGAGGUCGUACAACGACCUUGUCCGCCGCCAGAGGGGGGUCAUCGGUGCCCAGCGCGAGGGUCGGCAUUUUGGGUGCUUCUGGGUACACGGGUGCGGAAUUGAUGCGCAUCCUUCUGCAGCAUCCAUAUGCCAAAAUCAAAUACCUUACGGCGGAUCGCUCGGCAGGCCUGGCUUUCAGCGAGGUCUUUCCGCAGUUCAGCUACGUGAAGGAUCUCCCCAGGCUCAGCAAAUUCGAGGACAUGUCUCCCGAGAAGUGGGGCCAGGAGGUCGAUGUCAUCUUCUGCUGCCUCCCACACGCCACAACCCAGCUGGUGAUCGCCUCGUUGCCGCCCAGCGUUAAGGUGGUGGACCUAUCCGCCGACUUCAGGCUCGCGGACAUUGAGGUGUACAAGGAGUGGUACGGGGGCGAGCACAAGGCCCCCGAGCUCCAGAAAGAGGCCGUCUAUGCCAUCACAGAGUUUAGCCGAGAUCAGGUAAAAGCUUGCCGGCUGGUGGCCAAUCCUGGCUGCUAUCCUACCGCGGCCCAGCUCCCGCUCGUGCCGCUCCUGCGGAGCGGCCUGGUCUCCCAGGAAGACAUCAUCAUCGACGCCAAGUCAGGCACGACAGGCGCGGGGCGCUCCCUGAAGCAGAACAUUCUCUACUGCGAAGUAACGGAUGGGAUCUCUGCCUACGGAAUCGCUUCCCACCGACACGCUCCCGAGAUCGAGCAGGGCCUCCGGGAGGCGGCAGGCGGCAAGGAGGUGGUCAUCAACUUCACGCCGCACUUGAUGCCCAUGUCACGCGGGAUCCUCGAGUCCAUCUACGUGAAAACCGCCCCAGGUAAGACAGCCGCAGAUUUGAAGGCGCACUUGCAGGGUCUGUACGCACAGGAGCCUUUUGUGCAUGUACUGGAGGGCAGCAAGGUGCCCGAAACCCGGCACGUGCGGGGAAGCAACCACUGCUUCAUCAACGUCUUCGCGGACCGCGUCCCGGGGCGGGCCAUCAUCGUCAGCGCGAUAGACAACUUGGUUAAGGGGGCCUCAGGUCAGGCCGUCCAGAACUUCAAUGUCAUGUUUGGGUACCCGGAGACGACCGGUCUCCUCUCUCCGCCCAUGUUCCCCUAGUGUCGACCCGACUUUCUCAUGGUCACUGUCUCUCCCAAGCCCGGUGGCUCUAGCCCAUCUUCGCCAACUCCAACUAUUAUGUGGAGGCAGCGUACAUGAUAGCUGCUACUCGAAACGAGGGCUAUCAGAGUCUUUCAAGUCAGAAAGGAAAUGGAGCGCACAGAGGAUUAAUCUACGCCAGAUCGGCAUUUUUGGUGCCUGUAUCUCGGAAGAGCAAAGGAAGCAAUUUGCCUCUAUAGUUUAAGA
Messenger RNA from Nannochloropsis gaditana CCMP526, 1512 nucleotides. It is a transcript of the gene ARGC, whose product is annotated as N-acetyl-gamma-glutamyl-phosphate/N-acetyl-gamma-aminoadipyl-phosphate reductase. Gene Ontology annotation, molecular function: N-acetyl-gamma-glutamyl-phosphate reductase (NADP+) activity; NADP+ binding; protein dimerization activity. The record is from RefSeq and is a predicted model, not a curated record. Gene Ontology annotation, biological process: L-arginine biosynthetic process. The coding region runs from base 19 to 1266 and encodes 415 amino acids. The transcript is spliced from 5 exons.